AGUAUGGGAGGUGGAGAGUGGGUUAAUGGAGGGAGGAUGGGGGGCGGAGAAAGCCAACGACACAGCUUUCUUUCCGAUAAAGAGCCCGAGCCGGGGCUGAGAGUACCGUAACCUGAUGGUACAGUCUUGGGGGGGGGAUUAGAAAAGAUUCCCCAGACACGUGACACACUACUGCCACCUCCACUGUCGCGACCUGUCCGCGCUCUUCCGGCUCGGUGUGUAUUCUACACUGAGGGCCAUGGAUGAAGACCGGUGUGGGGAACAAAUGAGACCUCUGCUCACUACGGGACUUGAUGAAGAAGCUAUUGUGGACCUGGGGAAGACAAGUUCUACAGUAAACACCAAUUUUGAGAAGGAGGAACUUGAAAGUCACAGGGCUGUUUACAUUGGUGUUCACGUGCCAUUUGCCCGACAGAGUCGUAGGCGACAUAGACAUAGGGGUCACAGGCAUCAUCGAAGAAGAAGAGAGAAAGAGAACGAUAAGGAGGAUGGAAGAGAAUCCCCCAACUAUGACACCCCUUCCCAGCGUGUACAGUUUAUUCUUGGCACUGAAGAUGAUGAUGAAGAGCACAUUCCUCACGACCUGUUUACAGAAAUGGAUGAACUGUGUUUCCGGGAUGGUGAUGAAUGUGAAUGGAAGGAAACUGCAAGGUGGCUCAAAUUUGAAGAAGAUGUAGAAGAUGGUGGAGACAGGUGGAGCAAGCCAUAUGUGGCUACUCUUUCAUUGCACAGUCUAUUUGAGCUAAGAAGCUGCAUACUUAAUGGCACAAUAAUGCUGGAUAUGAGAGCCAACACAAUUGAAGAAAUUGCAGAUAUGUUGUUGGAUAACAUGAUUGGGUCCGGUCAGAUGGAUGAAGCCAUAAGAGAGCCAGUCAGAGAAGCUCUCCUAAAAAGGCAUCACCACCAAAAUGAGAAGAAACUGAGUAACCGUAUUCCGCUGGUCCGAUCCUUCGCUGACAUAGGCAAGAAACAUUCUGAACCUCAAUUGCAUGAACGAAACGGGGAAGGCCUUUCUGCCUCCCGUAACUCGUUGCGAGCAGAAUCUCGCCUUUCUCUCCUCCUCAAUUACCUUCUUCCUCCUUCGAGAGCUGGGACCCCAGCAGGCUCCAGGCGUUCAACUCCUGUGCCUACCCCCCAAAACACACCACCCUCCAGCCCUACCCUCAAUCGCCUGCCCUCUACAGGUUCUCAGGAGAUUGAGCAUUAUGUCCCAAAACCUCCCAUUAUUGAUGUUAUCCCUAUUGUCAUAAUUCACCCGCCAGAGGAGGAUGUGGAGAUGCAGCAAACGUUGGACACGAAGAAGCAAGAUGAUGGUGACAUUGAUUCAGGGCUUCUGUCCUCCCCACAGUCUGUAUCAGGAAAUCUGGAUUCUAACAAAUCAUCAGAGCUGAAGCGAAAUGCAACAGGAGGAAGUCUGGAGAACAGUACAGUUGACUUCAGUAAGGACCCUGCCUCCUGGCACUGUAAUUGUGGCACACUAAUAACGGGACGCAAGAGGUCAGCUGUGGACAUGAACUUCAUGAGGAAAAUUCCAGCUGGAGCUGAGGCGUCAAAUGUACUGGUGGGGGAGGUGGAUUUUUUGGAUCGGCCUAUCAUUGCAUUUGUAAGAUUAAGUCCUGCAGUCUUGCUGUCUGGACUCACAGAGGUUCCAAUUCCUACAAGGUUUUUGUUUAUUUUGCUGGGUCCAACUGGAAAAGGAGGACAGUACCAUGAGAUUGGAAGAUCCAUUUCUACCCUUAUGACUGAUGAGAUAUUUCAUGAUGUUGCUUAUAAAGCAAAAGACCGAAAUGACCUACUUGCUGGAAUUGAUGAAUUUCUUGACCAGGUGAUGGUCCUGCCUCCAGGAGAGUGGGAUCCAUCCAUUCGUAUUGAGCCACCAAAAAGUGUUCCCUCCCAGGAAAAGAGAAAGAUACCAACCAUACCAAAUGGGUCAACGCCAACAGGCGAAACAAUUAAGGAAGAGCAACAUCACACUGGUCCAGAGCUGCAAAGGACUGGAAGGCUUUUUGGUGGCUUGAUGCUUGACAUCAAGAGGAAAGCACCUUUUUUCUUGAGUGACUUCAAGGAUGCAUUAAGUCUGCAGUGCCUGGCCUCCGUUCUUUUCCUAUACUGUGCCUGUAUGUCUCCUGUAAUCACUUUUGGAGGUCUUCUGGGAGAAGCAACACAAAACAGAAUAAGUGCAAUAGAGUCUCUCUUUGGAGCAUCAUUAACGGGAAUUGCAUAUUCUCUGUUUUCUGGGCAACCUCUCACUAUAUUGGGCAGUACGGGGCCUGUCCUUGUUUUUGAAAAGAUUCUGUUUAAAUUCUGCAAAGAUUAUGAGCUAUCUUACUUGUCCUUGCGUACAAGUAUUGGUCUUUGGACAGCGUUCUUAUGUCUCUUGCUGGUUGCAACCGAUGCAAGCAGUUUAGUGUGCUACAUCACUCGAUUUACAGAAGAAGCAUUUGCUGCACUCAUUUGCAUUAUAUUUAUAUAUGAAGCUUUGGAGAAACUAUUCCAUUUAGGAGAGAAUUAUGCAUUCAACAUGCACAAUGAUCUAGACCUUUUGACACAGUAUUCUUGUGUGUGUACUGAGCCACUCAACCCCAACAAUGAAACUUUAGCUUUGUGGAGUAAAGCUAAUAUCACAUCAAGUGAGGUACCAUGGAACAACCUCACAGUCACUGAAUGUGUACGUUUGAAUGGUACCUUUGUUGGCUCUGCCUGUGGACACCACGGUCCCUAUAUACCAGACGUUUUCUUUUGGUCAUUUAUUUUAUUCUUCACAACUUUUUUCCUGUCAUCUUUCCUGAAGCAGUUCAAGACUAAGAAUUAUUUUCCAACAAAGGUUCGCUCUACUAUCAGUGACUUUGCAGUGUUUCUGACAAUCGUGAUUAUGGUUCUUGUAGACUAUUUGGUGGGGAUUCCUUCUCCCAAGCUUCACGUUCCUGAGAAAUUUGAGCCUACUUUAAAAGACAGAGGCUGGUUAAUUGAUCCUCUGGGUAACAACCCUUGGUGGACAUUAUUAGCAGCGGCUAUUCCAGCCUUGCUUUGUACAAUUCUCAUCUUCAUGGACCAGCAAAUCACUGCAGUCAUCAUAAACAGGAAAGAACAUAAGCUGAAGAAAGGCUGUGGAUACCAUCUUGAUCUAUUCAUGGUUGCCAUUAUGCUUGGAGUGUGUUCAAUAAUGGGACUACCUUGGUUUGUUGCUGCAACUGUUCUAUCCAUCAGCCAUGUUAACAGCUUGAAAGUGGAAUCUGAAUGCUCUGCCCCCGGAGAGCAGCCAAAAUUCUUGGGAAUAAGAGAACAACGAGUAACUGGCCUUCUGAUCUUUGUUAUGAUGGGGCUCUCCGUUUUCAUGACAUCUGUUUUAAAGUUUAUACCAAUGCCAGUCCUGUAUGGUGUUUUCCUUUACAUGGGUGCAUCAUCUCUCAAAGGCAUUCAGUUUUUUGACCGAAUCAAACUGUUUGGAAUGCCAGCCAAACAUCAGACGGAUCUAAUCUACUUGCGAUAUGUGCCUCUCUGGAAGGUUCACGUAUUUACAGUUAUUCAGCUUACUUGCCUUGUCCUUCUGUGGGUUAUUAAAGCAUCUUCAGCUGCUGUUGUGUUCCCAAUGAUGGUCCUUGCUCUAGUUUUCAUCCGCAAACUUUUGGACUUUUUCUUUACCAAAAAAGAAUUGAGCUGGUUAGAUGAUCUGAUGCCUGAAAGUAAAAAGAAGAAGGAAGAUGAUAAGAAGAAGAAAGAAAAAGAAGAGGCCGAAAGAAUGCUCCAGGCUGAGGAGAGUGAUGUACAAAUUGAUUAUGAAGGAAGGAACCUUCUUCAGAUUCCAGUCAAGAACUUGAAAUACAGCCUUGACCCCUCUGUUGUAAACAUAUCAGAUGAAAUGGCCAAAACUGCUCAAUGGAAGGCUCUUUCCAUGAAUCCUGAGAGUGCCAAAGUAACCAGACCUAACCUGAGCCCUGAUAAACCCGUGAGUGUGAAAAUCACUCUAGAAGACACCUCGUCCCGGAAAUAUGUGGAUGCUGAGACUUCCCUAUAAAACUGGGCAAACAGAAAGUGUGCGAAUGUGAGAGAGUAUGUAUGUAGUGUCUAUAUGUAUGAUGAUGAGUGAAUAGAAGACUGAGUGAAAAAAAAAAAACCAAAUACUGUAUGCACACCUCAUAAAUUAUUAGCACUGUAAAUACUGUAUAAGAUGUUAACAGGCUAUCAAACUGUAAUAAUAUGGCACAGGAUGAACACUCAAAAAUUAUUUAUUCAUUAGGAACUUUUAUAUAAUUUUUUUAAUGGAUUUUAUGGUGUAUUUAAAAGCCUGUCAGAAUGCUAAAGUGUUUUUGAAGGGCCAUUUUGACAGGAAGUGCUCCACAAAUGACCCGAUUUGUCAUUCCUGUUCUUUCCAUAACAAAACUAUUUUACCAUUCUAGUUUUUUUUUUUUUUUGUUUUUUUUUAGUAUUUUUUUUUUGUCUGCGUUCAUGAGAUACAUAUUACACAUUUCUCUAAAUGUCAUUUUUAGUAACUCCUGAUUCAGUCAUUGGGAAUGGUGUUGUUCCAACUAGCCCAGUUACUAGCAUCAGCAGGGUUGGCUGCAAAUAGAUAUACACAAAUCAAAUGUGCCAGUCAUAAGGUGUAGCUGAACACAUGGAAUAAAUUAAACCUUGGUGUCUAGUGUCUAUUUGUACAAAGUUUAUCAGUAGUGUAGGAGUUCCAGCUUUUUUGUUUGCCUGGUUUACACUUUUAAUGGACACUGAAAAUUGUCUCCCUUUGUUUCUCCCUUUGUUCCUGGCCUGUAAUUUCAGCAACAUGACCAUCCUAAAGCCUGCAGCCUUAUGUGCCCGUGGCUUAAGAAAUCAUUUGGGCCUUAAAAAAAUCCCAUUGCCCAAUGACUACUUUGGUCCUGGGAUGCAGUCAUGGGUCUGUAGGGAUCCUCUCAAAUUGUUAACCUAAGGGUCAGACUAUAGGAUCUAUCUAAAUUAGUCUUUAGUGGCUAAAAUGUGCAGAUACUCAGCUGUUGAGUAAACUGGUAGAAUGUGCAAAUAGUACAGCGGUGUGGGUACCUUUCAUUGUUACUGCUAGCUUAAAUCACUAUUCCUGAUUGUUUACCAUUUUAGGAGAAUCUAUACAUAUUCAAACUAAGUUCAAGCAAAGGAAGAGAGAAACAAAAAUAUUUUCCUCUUCUAUGAUCUGCUACACACUUUCCAAACAUGGAACACAUUUGUGGUUCCCUCCAUGAUUUAAUGAUUAUCCACAGUAUUUCAGAUUUUUUGCCCUAAGCAAUAUUUUGAACUCUGUUUAGUGUUUGUAAUCAAAAAUUAGUAAUCUGCUAUACUGCUAUACUAGGGGUUUUUUUUUUUUGCCUGUAUGUAACUAGCAGCAGUAAUGUUGUGAAAUGACCAAUCAUAUAUUUCCAUUUCUUUCAGGGUAUUCUCUUCAGCACAUUUUUAUACUAGAAAGAUCAGAUGGGUUUUCAUAGUCUAAUGUGAUAAAAGUGGUUUUGUUUUUCAAAAAGAAAUUAACAAAGCUAGAGAAUUAGGAAAUCAUUUAGGUUUUUUUUCUGCAACUAGUACAAUGCGUUUACAGUCGACUGCUUAAGUCCUGCUUAAGAAUAAAGGUAAGUUCAGUUUUUGAAAGGAUAUGCUUCUAUAAUUGAAAACAUGGUUGGCUAUUACUGUGCUGUCUCCAUAAAGCAGAACUCUGCACCCAUAAUUUUGAAGACCCAAAUAUACCCAACAUUUAUGUUUUUCGAUACUUUCUUACUAUUUUUCCUACAUUGGAACAGAGUAAAAAAAAUGGGUCACCAUUGUAGUUCUCUUUAACAGUAUUACAGACUUUGAAAUAAUUAUAUUGUAUUUAAACAAAUUUGGUACUGUGGGAAAAAAAAACACAACACAAAAAAUUAAAUUGGUGGGAUUUUUUAUUUCUCUAACGCAGAAAAGCUGGGAUCCCCAUUUCCAUGUGUUUGUUGCUGAAAUCUUUGGAGCAUAAUUAUAAAGUAGUCUAUUGAACUUAAUAAUAACUUAGUAAUAAAUGCCAGGCUGUUCAGGGUUCCCUGUGCCCUGGUUAUGAAAGUAUUUUUGCCAAAAGUAUACUCUGUACAGGAAGAAACUGGUAAACUUGCAUACAAACUGGUGUACUAAGUGCUUGUAAAACUGGUCUAUGUAAAAAAAAAAUUCAGCUCAGUCUGGAUCCAAAAUUAGUAUUUACACAUUGAUUUUAUUUUUUACACAAGUUAAUAAAUAUGCUCCUUAGUAUGUUUAGGCUUGGUCAGACCAAUCGUUUUCUCCAAUGGUGGAAAACCACUGGCAGAGAAAUCCUUUUAGGAGAUGUGUAGUGGCAGUCUCACUGUUUGACAUUGGCUUUUGGCUAAGCAUCUUAAAGUUUAAAGAAACACCCAACUACAAAAUAGUAGGCCCACAUUGCAACUACAGUUUAAAUUUGCCGUCUAGUCCAAAUGUCAUUCAUCUUUUCCUUAUAUAUAUAAUAUAUUUUAUUCACAAAUCCUUUUCCUGGAUGUGGUAUGCAUUUGUGUUGUCUGCCUGUGCGGUUUUAAUUUCUUUAAUUUUAAUAUUUUUUUUUAAUUCUUCUUUGAAAAUGUUUCAGGCUGUUUUAUGUUUUACACCAUACAAGUUGUUUGCAGUUUU
Xenopus laevis (African clawed frog) is the source of this 6612-nucleotide messenger RNA. RefSeq names its product solute carrier family 4, sodium bicarbonate cotransporter, member 7 L homeolog (gene slc4a7.L). Gene Ontology annotation, molecular function: sodium ion transmembrane transporter activity; transmembrane transporter activity; bicarbonate transmembrane transporter activity. Bases 239 to 4015 code for a protein of 1258 amino acids. The record is from RefSeq and is a predicted model, not a curated record. Gene Ontology annotation, biological process: monoatomic anion transmembrane transport; regulation of intracellular pH; bicarbonate transport. The transcript is spliced from 27 exons. Gene Ontology annotation, cellular component: membrane; plasma membrane; basolateral plasma membrane. Lineage: Eukaryota; Metazoa; Chordata; Amphibia; Anura; Pipidae.